Molecule: messenger RNA, 4287 nt
Organism: Alternaria ethzedia
Lineage: Eukaryota; Fungi; Ascomycota; Dothideomycetes; Pleosporales; Pleosporaceae
Exons: 5
Coding region: 1-4287 (1428 amino acids)
Biological process (GO): transmembrane transport
Cellular component (GO): membrane
Molecular function (GO): ATP hydrolysis activity; ABC-type transporter activity; ATP binding
Source: RefSeq, a predicted model, not a curated record
AUGGAGGGCCGUAGGAGGAGCAGCGGUAUGAACAUACCUUCCGGCGCUGGUGAAGACAUCAUGCGAACACUAUCCCGCACAUUUUCCGGCAAAUCAAGACAAGACGAGAACAUCCAACGAGAAGACGACAGUGCAGACAGCGAUUCCGCCAAGACCAAGGUGGAUGAAUGGAGGCUGGCAAGCGAUGUGAAGGAUCUUCAGCAAAACGAUCCAACCGAUGGACGAAGACUUGGUGUUACAUGGAGCGGGCUCACUGUCAAAGUGGUGCCUUCAGACGCACGUUUGCAGGAGAAUGUGCUCAGCCAGUUCAACAUUCCACAGCAGAUCAAGGAGUCACGACAAAAACCAGAACUGAAGACCAUUCUCGACAACAGCUUCGGCAGCGUACAGCCGGGCGAGAUGCUGCUGGUGCUGGGAAGGCCUGGAUCUGGAUGCACCACCUUACUGAAGAUGCUCGCCAACAAGCGCAAGGGGUACGCACAAGUCGAAGGCGAUGUGCACUUUGGCUCGAUGGACGCCAAGGAAGCCAAAAAAUAUCGCGGCAACAUCGUCAUCAACACCGAAGAGGAGCUUUUCUUCCCUACGCUCACAGUAGGCAAGACCAUGGACUUCGCUACAAGACUGAACAUCCCACGUACUCUUCCGAGGGAUUCCGCCACUCCCGAGGAGUAUCGCCAGAAGUUCAAGUCAUUCUUAAUGGAUUCUAUGGGAAUAUCUCACACCGAGGACACCAAGGUUGGCGACGCCUUUGUUCGCGGUGUAUCUGGCGGAGAGCGCAAACGAGUCUCUAUUAUCGAGACUUUGGCCAAUCGCGCCAGCGUAGCCUGCUGGGAUAAUUCCACACGUGGUCUCGACGCAAGCACUGCUCUAGAGUACACUCGUGCUCUCAGAUGCUUGACAGACGCGAUGGGCAUUGCUACAAUCGUCACAUUAUACCAGGCAGGCAACGGUAUCUACGACCUUUUCGACAAAGUCCUCGUGCUCGACGAGGGCAAGCAAGUUUUCUACGGCACUCGCGAACAAGCUCGACCCUUCAUGGAAGAGCAGGGCUUCGUAUGCAGCGAGGGUGCGAACGUUGCCGACUUCCUCACUGGUGUGACAGUACCAUCUGAGCGACAGAUCAGAUCCGGAUUUGAAGGCUUCCCACGCAACAACAUUGAGCUAGAGCAGGCCUACCAACGGUCUUCCAUCAAGGCUGCCAUGGAACAAGAACUGUCAUAUCCCACAAGUGACGCCGCAAAGUCGAACACCCAGUCCUUUGUCGAAGCUAUGGCGAUAGACAAGUCAAAGCAUCUUCCAGCAUCAUCUCCCAUGACAGUCUCGUUCUAUAACCAGGUGAAAGCCUGUGUGGCUCGGCAAUACCAGAUCCUCUGGGGAGACAAAGCGACGUUCAUCAUCAAGCAAGGUUCUACACUCUUCCAGGCACUCAUCGCCGGUUCGCUCUUCUACAACGCCCCCGCGACCUCUUCUGGUCUGUUCGUCAAGGGAGGAGCUCUCUUCUUGGCUCUCCUCUUCAACGCAUUGCUAGCCAUGUCGGAGGUUACGGACAGCUUCUUCGGUCGCCCUAUCCUCGCCAAACACAAGAACUUCGCUUUCUACAACCCGGCAGCUUUCUGUAUCGCCCAGAUCGCAGCCGAUGUCCCGAUUCUACUGUUCCAAGUCACUAUGUUUAUGGUAGUGCUGUAUUGGAUGGUGGCUUUGAAGGCUACAGCUGCUGCUUUCUUUACUGCAUGGUUCGUCGUAUACGUCGUCACCUUCGUCAUGACUGCCUUCUUCCGCAUGGUCGGCGCCGCCUUCCCCAACUUCGACGCCGCUUCCAAGGUUUCGGGUUUCUCCAUCACAGCUCUCAUUCUCUACAUCGGAUACCAGAUCCCGAAGCCCGCGAUGCAUCCAUGGUUCGUUUGGAUCUACUGGAUUGAUCCUUUGAGCUAUGGCUUCGAGUCUCUGAUGGCGAACGAGUUCUCUGGUCAAGACAUCCCUUGUGUCAACAACAACCUCAUUCCGAACUUCCUUCCUCAAUACCAAAACGGCGUCAACCAAGCUUGCGCAGGUGUUGGCGGAGCUAAGCCUGGAGCUACCUCGGUCAGUGGUGACGAUUACCUGGAGAGCCUUUCUUACGCCAAGGGCCACAUCUGGCGCAACGUCGGUAUUCUGUUUGCCUGGUGGUUCCUCUUCGUGGGCCUGACCAUCUUCUUCACACUCCGAUGGGACGACUCAGCCAGCUCUGGAGGCGCUCUCCUAAUCCCCCGCGAGAACAAGAAGAAGGUCCCACGCUCUAUCACACCUGGCGACGAAGAAGCUCAAGCAAAUGAGAAGAGCCCCAGAACCGACGGCGCCGACGAAAAGGCUACUGAGACCCAGGACUUGAGUGCCAACCUCAUGCGCAACACCUCUGUCUUCACCUGGCGCAAUCUAUCAUACGUUGUCAAGACUCCAUCUGGUGACCGCACGCUUUUGGAUAAUGUUCACGGCUACGUCAAGCCGGGAAUGUUGGGAGCCUUGAUGGGCUCAUCUGGUGCUGGCAAGACAACCCUCUUGGAUGUAUUGGCUCAGCGAAAGACAGAUGGCACUAUCCAUGGAGAGAUCCUCGUCGACGGCCGUCCACUUCCUGUUUCAUUCCAACGUUCCGCGGGCUACUGCGAGCAACUCGAUGUCCACGAGCCUUUCGCGACCGUCCGGGAAGCACUCGAGUUUUCCGCCCUCCUUCGUCAAAGCCGCGAUACCCCACGCGAGGAGAAGCUGGCUUACGUCGACACUAUCAUCGAUCUGCUCGAGCUACACGACCUGGAACAUACAUUGAUCGGUCGUGUUGGAGCCGGAUUAUCGGUUGAGCAGCGCAAGCGCGUCACUAUUGGUGUCGAGCUUGUUUCUAAGCCUUCCAUUUUGAUCUUCCUCGAUGAGCCUACCUCUGGUUUGGACGGCCAAGCCGCUUUCAACACCGUUCGAUUCCUUCGCAAGCUUGCCGACGUCGGCCAGGCCGUCUUGGUUACCAUUCAUCAACCGUCCGCUCUGCUCUUCGCCCAAUUCGACACUCUUCUGCUUCUCGCAAAGGGCGGCAAGACCGUGUACUUCGGUGACAUCGGUGACAACGCUUCUACCAUCAAGGAAUACUUUGAACGAUACGAUGCUCCAUGCCCUCCGGGUGCCAACCCAGCAGAACACAUGAUCGACGUGGUUACAGGUACACAGGGCAAAGAUUGGCACCAAGUCUGGCUAGAUUCGCCAGAAGCUGCACGCAUGCACCAAGACCUCGACCAUAUCAUCACCGACGCUGCUGGUAAAGAGCCCGGUACCACGGAUGACGGCCAUGAGUUCGCGACGAGUCUCUGGACACAAACCAAGAUUGUCACCAACAGGGCCAACGUCAGCAUGUACCGCAACGUCGACUACGUUAACAACAAGUUCGCCCUUCACAUCGGUACCGCACUCUUGAUUGGUUUCAGUUUCUGGAAGAUUGGCAACACCGUCGCCGACCAGCAGCUCAUCCUCUUCUCUCUGUUCAACUACAUCUUCGUCGCACCAGGUGUGAUUGCACAACUACAGCCCCUCUUCAUCGACCGUCGCGACAUCUACGAAACACGUGAGAAGAAGUCGAAGAUGUACUCUUGGAUCGCCUUCGUCACCGGCCUCGUCGUCUCCGAGAUUCCGUACCUCAUCAUCUGCGCCAUUCUCUACUACGUCUGCUUCUACUACACUGCUGGUCUUCCGUCGGACUCCAACAAGGCAGGCGCCGUGUUCUUCGUCAUGCUCAUUUAUCAGUUCAUCUACACGGGUAUCGGCCAGUUCGUUGCGGCGUACGCUCCGAACGCUGUAUUUGCCUCGCUGGUCAACCCCCUCAUCAUUGGAGUCCUCGUCUCUUUCUGCGGUGUCCUUGUGCCCUAUGCGCAGAUCCAGGAAUUUUGGCGCUACUGGAUUUACUGGAUGAACCCCUUCAACUACCUCAUGGGGUCGUUGCUCGUCUUCACAGACUUUGACUGGGAGAUCAAGUGCUCCGAGUCUGAGUUUGCAAUGUUCGAUCCCCCAUCUGGCCAGACAUGUUCCGAAUACUUGACAGCGUGGAUGGCUGGACCAGGCAGUCGCACGAACCUCGUCAACCCUGAUGCUACUUCCGACUGCAGAGUCUGCCAAUACACCAGAGGAAGUGAUUACCUGUACACGGUCAACUUGAACGACUACUACUACGGAUGGAGGGACGCGGCGAUCUGCGUCAUCUUCGCCAUCUCGAGUUACGCGCUGGUGUAUGUUCUCAUGAAGCUGAGGACCAAGGCGAGUAAGAAGGCGGAGUAA